Molecule: messenger RNA, 4192 nt
Organism: Coturnix japonica (Japanese quail)
Lineage: Eukaryota; Metazoa; Chordata; Aves; Galliformes; Phasianidae
Product: arylacetamide deacetylase-like 3
Cellular component (GO): membrane
Molecular function (GO): carboxylic ester hydrolase activity
Source: RefSeq, a predicted model, not a curated record
UACUCAAGGGCACCCUGAAGUACUCCCAGAGCUUCUUGGUGUGCUCUACGGUGCUUCAUAAUGGCAGUGAGUGAAUGAAUGAACAAACAGGUUGUUCAGACCCAUAGAGCAGAACACAGAUAAACCAGAUGAAAACUAAAGUCCUCUUGCAACUUGGGGAUACAUAGAGAAGUGACAUAUCUUGAGUGUGCAUACUGCAGAAAUUACUUUGCCAUGCUACACAAAGCUGUAAUAGCUGGCAUUGCCGGAUGUUUGUACGUUGCCAGCAUCCGGCGGCCUGAUCUGUAGGUGGAGGGUGGAGGAAUUUAGGUAUGCAAAUGACUUCUCUGUUGGGUCAAUCUGAAGGAUAUAAAUAUUGACAGAAUCGUAUCAAACAGUUCACUACAAAAUCACCCUCGCCAAAGAAAAAUGGAAUUAUUUUAUGCUCUGACGUUAAUAGCAGGAAUUCUCCUUGCUUUUCUAUUAUGGGUUUUAAUUGAAGCUUCUUAUCAUUCCUUCAAGACAAAAACUCCUGAAGUUGACCAGCCAUCAAAGCUCAGCUUCUAUAAUUGGCUUUUCACUAUGAUUGAAAAUCUGGCAAAUAAAUUAGCACGUUUGGGUAUCUGUAAGAAGCACAUACUUAUAAGGAUGUUUUCUAAUGGACUGAUAGCGUGGAAGUCUUCAGAGCUCCUCAUAAAGGAUCUGCACUUUGGUGAGGUGCCAGUGAGGAUCUACCUCCCAAGAUCACCAUCUGCCAGCAAACGGAGGGGAGUCAUCUUGUUCCAUGGAGGAUGUGGGAUGUACGGAAGCAUAAGAAGCCAUGAAAGAAUAUGCCAGCAAUUAGCCAAAAAGUCUGAUUCUGUGGUGGUGUCUGUUGGGUACCGCUUGUCCCCUGAGCACAGGUAUCCAACCCAGAGCUUGGACUGUAUCAAUGCCACCAUCCACUUUCUGAAGACUGCAGAAAAUCACGGCGUGGAUCCCGAUCGGAUCAUUGUGUGUGGGGACAGUGCAGGGGGAACUUUUGCGACUGCAACUUGCCAAGAGUUACAGAACAGAACAGACAUCCCAAAGAUACGUGCCCAGAUCUUGAUCUAUCCAUUUGUCCAAGCCGUGAACCUCAACCUGCCGUCUCACCAGAAGAAUGCUUCCUCUGGCUUGCUGUCCCUGGAACGGAUGGUCAGUUUCACUCUGAUGUACCUGAGGAAGGAUUGCUCUUUGACGGGAGAUAUCUUGGCAGGUUCUCAUGUUCCUGAGAGCAUGCGUUUGAAAUAUAGGAAAUGGAUACAUCCAGAUCUUAUCCCGGAGAAAUUUAAACAGGACUACAAGCCACCAUUACCCGCCUCGUAUAUACCCCAGGUCCAUGAGGAGAUGAAAGAAACGUUUGAGACAAGGUUCUCACCACUCUUAGCAGAAGAUGAUGUCAUUGGCCGCCUACCUGACACCUGUAUUAUCACUUGUGAGCACGAUGUGCUCAGGGAUGAUGGGCUGUUGUACAAGAAGAGGCUGGAGGACAACAACGUCAAAGUGACCUGGCACCACAUUGAAGAUGGCUUCCACGGUGUGCUGUGCUUUCUGGGUUAUGGUAUUUUCUCUUUCCCCUCAGCAAGUAAAAUAAUGGAUCACAUUGUAAACUUUAUAAAAGGCUUUUAAAAUGUCUCCUUCAAUACACUGAACUACUAUGCAGAGUGAGUGCACUUCAGUUCAUCAUUCAGUAUCAUAAAGUGAUAACUUAUGAUAGUGCGACCUGCUGACUUCUGGCUUUCAGUUGCUCCUACUUGGAAACACAAUGUGGUUUCUAUCUUCCUUUCUGCUUUUACCCAUUAACUGGUAUCCUCAUUUUCCUUCUUUUUUUCUGUUUUAAGAAAUUUUGUUCUUUUGUCAAAGAACAAAACCUCACCAUUAAUACAGCAAAAGACACUUUAGAGACUAGAAUUAUACAAAUAACCACAAACGCACGCACAUGGAUCACACGCACAAAAAGCAGUAUGAGAAUACAGAUAAAAUGCUCCCCCUAAAGCCUCUGGAGGAUAAAGAUUCAUUCACAGUCCCUGAAACGAGCAGUGAUUGCUACUGAUCCAUAGGCAUAUGCAGCCCAUGGGUUUGGAGCUGGCUGUAAAAUCUGAAGGGGGGGAAUGGAGGGUAUUUGCAGAUCUCAGCUUACAGCACAGUGGGUGGCACAGAAGAGAGCAACAGAAGUCAAAGCAGUUGGAGCUUCCCAUGUCAGUACCUGAGAGUGGCAACAUGGAAGGGUCUCUUGGCCUUUCAGGGUCCCUUCCAACUCAAACAAUUCUACAAUUCAAUGAUUCCAAGUGGAUGCUGACAAACAUCACUGGAUGUCCUCUAAGCUAUAAUCCAUGAAGUUUCUUUCUGAGAGGCAUUUACUUGUAUUCAGAGACAGACAGAGCACCUUUGUUAACUGAUAAUGCAGUUAUUAGAUGAGAACUUGAGGGUAAAUACAGAAGCAUCACUAAAACAGCAAGAAUUGCUUCUGCUAAUGUCCAAAACAAUGGGAAAACAAUCACCAUGGAAUCCUUUUGAGUUGCAACAUUAGCAUAGAUUUGUUAUUUAGGACAGGUCCACAUUUAUAAACACAGAUGCCUGGCUGAGUGCCAGAGCAUGUCAAAAGAGCUGGCCAUGCAAUGCCUAAGAAUUGUAAAACAUUUCAUCAUUCUUAUGCAAUCAUAGAUUAAAGUGUGGAAAGAAGGCAGGGCGUUAUCUUUCUUCUCCCCCAGCUGAACUGUGAGUAGGAAGAAAAUGCUGGAUUAAGUUCUUCUCGCUGUCACCACAUUAAUUAAAAGUGGUGACACAAUGGCACUUACAAACCUCUGGAGCAACCAGUAGUUACUUGUGAAUUCUUGUUCUCUGUAAAAUGAAAUGGUGUUUCUUUGUGCUCCAUGGAUACAAAGGGAGUUCGGUCCCAUUCUUCCUGUUGCUGGUGUUGGUAAUUUACUCUUCAAGCAACGAAAUUCUUCCAAGAGUAAACAAAGUAAUGAAGCUCACAAAGUUGUUCUGAUUGAAGAUUACAGCAUUUGUUUUGAUAAUAGGACUUGGUGUGAAAUUGGCAAUUCCUUUGGGUUUCUGACCUCACUAUGAAGGUUGGCCUACUACUUCAUGUGCUGGUAGCAUCAGUUGGUCCAGAAGUGCACCAGGAUCUGCUAAGAAAGCUUUUAGUCCAUGGCAAUGUCUUUUCUGCCACAUCAGUAUUGCUAUCUGCACAAGAACACUCACAGUUAGCUUGAGGAUUUCUCCAUGAAUUCAAUCAAACCUGGGAAUCAUUGGCUUAUCUUUAUUCAGGAUCCAUUUAUUACACGCAUGGCAUCUUCACAACUGUCCUUCUGUUGAUUCUCCAAAGUUUCUGGAAUGGAAGUCCCUCCUCCUGGCUGAUGUAAGGAGAGUUUGGUAACCAAAGUGACCUGAAGCCAAAGUUCAAAGGCCUCCAAAGCACCGCAUAUGACUCACUGCCCAUUGGUGCCCGGCCUCUCUAAACAACUGGCUUUGCAUUUGAGCAUCAUGGGCACUCGUUUCUAUCAUCCUGCACACAGCACAAAAAUAAGGGAACAAACAUUCACACAAAGAUUCAAGAAAUCAACAGAAGAGCCUCCAAAUAUCACUUUUGGUGUAUGUUUCUCAAAUCACCCGAAACCCCCCAAAGAUGGCUGCAUCCACACAGGCUGUGGCCAUCUCCUGUAAGGAUUAACCACCUUACCCCAUUCUUCUAAGUAAACCUGAUAAUAGAAUUUCCCAAUCUCAUUGCCUCACUUAAAACAAUAACAAUUUUCCUCCACAAUAUCCAAGAUUCUUAUCAUCACCGCUGAACUCCAGCACAUUUAAGACUCAAGACUUUUGUCUUGGCUUUUUUCCACUUGGCUUUUUUCCACUACUUGAUCACAGUGCUGCGUGAGCCCAAACGUGGCAAAGACAUGGAUAGAGGGGAACGUUCUGUACUUCUUGGUAAGCAAAUAGCACUAAUAAAGCUUUUGAACCAUGGUGUUGUCUAACAAGUGCAGACUACAGACUGUUGGCUUGUAAUGUUCUUAAUCCUCUUUGUUACUCUACUACUUUGAAAUGACCACAUGACUGAUAAUGAACUUGUGCAAUGUUUUUGUUUGUUUGUUUUAAGUUUGUUUGUUUGGUUUUUUUCUUCCACAUUAAAUAUCACAACAGCAUCUUUGUGGUUCUUGGAAAAGCCUCUCAAAUGUGCCAAUAUGAAAUA